AUGUACUCGUCGGUGCAAACUUCUCAUGAGUCUCCACUUGAGACCGAGUUCUUGGUUGUCGGUGCAGGCCCAGCGGGUGCAGGUCUGGCAUCCUUCCUGACAAGCUAUGGUCUGAAAGGCGUCAUGAUCAGCAAUGCUCCUGGUACAGCCAACACUCCUCGCGCCCAUAUUACAAAUAUGGCAGCAUUGGAGUGCCUCAGAGACAUUGGACUUGACAAAGAGCUGGAAAAUCUCUCCUCGAAAGGGGACUGCAUGAUCCAUACCCGAUGGUGCCAUAGUAUGGCUGGCGAAGAAUACGCGCGGAUUUACUCGUGGGGCAAUGCUCCCGAGAGAAAGGGAGACUACGAAGCCGCUAGUCCAUGUUCACCGGUAGAUUUGCCUCAGACACUGCUUGAGCCAGUGCUUGUUCGCCACGCCACUCUGGGGGGCUUCAAGACAAGAUUCGACACGACACUGCUGUCAUUUGAAACUGAUCCAGCGACCGGGCUGAUCACGGCCAACGUGCGUGAUAAUCUCUCUUCUUUGCAAUACCAGAUCCGGACCAAAUACCUAUUAGGGGCCGAUGGUGCACGCAGCCAGGUCGUGAAACAACUCGAUCUACCACUCUCGGUAAAGCCAGGUCAAGGCAUGGCGAUCAACGUGCUGGUCAAGGCCGACCUGUCGCAUCUAGUCAAGCACCGACGAGGAAACUUGCAUUGGGUUUUGCAGCCUGACAGAAAACAUCCCGAAUUCGGCAUGAUGGGGAUUGUGCGCAUGGUUAAGCCGUGGAAUGAGUGGAUGUUUAUCCUGCUGCCGACUCGAGACUGCGACCCUCACAUCUCCCCAUCGAAGGAUGAAUACACCCAGAGAGUGAGAGACUUUAUCGGUGACGAUACACCCGCCGAGGUGAUCGACGUCUCCAAAUGGUUCAUCAAUGAGAUUGUUGCUAUGAAGUACUCCGAGGGGAAUGUUUUCUGUCUUGGAGACGCCGUGCACCGUCACCCUCCCUUCAAUGGUCUAGGGUCCAACACAUGUAUCCAAGAUGCCUUCAAUCUGGCCUGGAAACUGGCCUAUGUCCACCGCGGCCAAGCGGAUCCUUCGCUACUCUCAACCUACAGCAUCGAGAGGCAGCCUGUCGGCCACCAGAUCAUCACCCGGGCGAAUGCCGGAUUCCGAGACCAUUUCAAGAUCUGGGAGGCGCUGGGUGCGCUCCCACCGGAUGUGGAGAGUCGUAAGGCCAUCCUCGAUGAACUGAGCGCUCCCACCAUGGUCGGGAGUGAGCGCCGGCGUCAUCUGCAGGAAGCCAUCACGAACUCCUGCCACGAGUUUCACGGUCUCGGCGUGGAAAUGAACCAAACAUAUAGCGGGCCAGGUGUGUACGCUGCCGACGAAGCAGAGCCCUAUAAGCACUCCGGACGUGCCGCCGAAGAUCCCGUUCUCUACUACGAAAAGAGCACUUAUCCCGGAUGUCGUCUGCCACACGUCUGGCUCAACAAGGCCGUUCCAACGGAGCCCGUUUCGACCAUCGACCUCUCUGGGCACGGUGCAUUUACUCUUUUCACGGGUACUGGUGGGGAGCACUGGCAUGAGGCGGCCACACGUGUCUCCGCCAAACUCGGCAUACCCAUCACCGUACAUUCUAUUGGAUUCCGACAGCAAUGGGAAGACGUUUACUAUGACUGGGAGCGGGUCCGUGGCGUUGACGAAUCUGGGGCCGUCUUAGUUCGACCUGAUCGCUUCGUUGGUUGGAGAGCCCCGGCAGUACUGGAAAGUCAAGAAGCAUGUGAGACAAAACUCUCAGAUGUGCUGGGCUCAAUUCUUGGGCGCAGCGCUAUCUGA
Messenger RNA from Cladophialophora psammophila CBS 110553, 1818 nucleotides. RefSeq lists its product as uncharacterized. The record is from RefSeq and is a predicted model, not a curated record. Bases 1 to 1818 code for a protein of 605 amino acids. The transcript is spliced from 5 exons. Gene Ontology annotation, molecular function: FAD binding. Lineage: Eukaryota; Fungi; Ascomycota; Eurotiomycetes; Chaetothyriales; Herpotrichiellaceae.